Messenger RNA from Oncorhynchus nerka (sockeye salmon), 878 nucleotides. It is a transcript of the gene mrpl18, whose product is annotated as mitochondrial ribosomal protein L18. The coding region runs from base 286 to 759 and encodes 157 amino acids. Gene Ontology annotation, cellular component: ribosome; mitochondrion. Gene Ontology annotation, biological process: translation. Gene Ontology annotation, molecular function: structural constituent of ribosome; 5S rRNA binding. The transcript has 4 exons. NCBI's taxonomy places the organism in Eukaryota, Metazoa, Chordata, Actinopteri, Salmoniformes, Salmonidae. The record is from RefSeq and is a predicted model, not a curated record.
AGAAGGAAGUGGUCCAUGCAAAGUGUCAAAGAUGGCGGCACACAUGUCAAGGCGAAUGCUGCUUAAAUAAUAUACAAAAUUAUACUGUUUUCUCUAUGAUAUGAGCCACUAAAGUGGAUAAUCAAGUAUAGACUGCACGUUAUUACUCAUAUAUGACCACAUAAGGAACGAGAGGAUGGCAGUUUUGGUGAUUUAAAUCGAACCGUGCGGUUAUUACUAGGUCAAAUUCAAAGGUGCGGGCAGAGUGGGUCUGCAAUCAACCAAUAUCAGAAAUCGGUCCGUUGUAUGAGCCUGGCGGCGCCCAAGCUUCAGCCAACUGUAGAUGAUAAUGAAGCCGUGAGCCCGACAUUUGUGAACAGAAACCCGCGGAACCUGGAGCAGAUGGCUCUAGCGGUGAAGGACAGGGGCUGGAGAACAACCUGGCCCUCCCAAAAGUUCUACCACAGGUUGGUUUUCUCUCGCUCCCAGCACUAUGUAACAGCUGAGGUGUUUGCCAACGGUGAUGCAGUCCCUGUGCUGUCGUGUUCCACCAAAGAGUGGGCCCUGAAGCGUGAGCUGGGUUCUACCCGUUGUGUGGCAGCCAGCCAGGCUGUGGGUGAGGUACUAGCACAGAGGUGUCAUCAAGCUGGCAUCACUAGGAUGGUGUACAGACACAUCCCCUGGCAGUAUCGCUCUGAUGCUGUUCAGUCCUUCCGGACAGCAAUGAAAGAGGGAGGAGUCACCCUCAGUGAACCACGGCAGAAAUUCAUUGGGAACUAACUGCAAAGGUUCCUAAUAGCCUAUAAAGAAAUAUUCUCCCUGUUUGUCUUGACACAAAUGGCCCAUUUUUAAUUUGAUUUACAUUGUUAUUUAAUAAAAAGGCAGACAAAUUAACGUGA